Molecule: messenger RNA, 3088 nt
Organism: Cuscuta campestris
Lineage: Eukaryota; Viridiplantae; Streptophyta; Magnoliopsida; Solanales; Convolvulaceae
Source: the annotation of a GenBank genome assembly
CAAAAGUUCUACAAAACAAGAGGUGACAAGAAUAUUUUAUUUUAUCAAAUGCUUAAUAAAAUCACGUAAACAAACAAAAGUUAUCGAGAGGAGAAAGAAAGAAAAAUUUAUUAACAUGCAAUCCACUUGAUGGAAAUCGCUUUUUCGGGGUAUCAAUCCGACGAACUUGGUACCGGGUUGGCACUGCAUCGAAUAACGAAAUCUAGAAAAUAAAUAAAUAAAUAAAGCGGAGAGAAAGUCUACAGGCACAUCUUACAUAAUGAUCAUUUGGGUCCGGAGUAAUAUCUUAAAGAUGGAAAGUUGGGAUAUGAUCGACAACUAACGCAAACCACAGAGGCGCAGAAGCUGGAAGGAGAGAGCCGACUGCUGAGAACGCCGCCGAAAUAAUUCAAUAGCUAUGGGUCCUAAACAUCUAUCCGGUAGUCAAAAACAUAAAAAGAGAAAACGAGAUGAAGAUUGAGAAAACUAUAUUUAGGGCCUUUUUUUAUCUCGGCCCAAGCCGUUGAAUUCUCAGGACCGGCCAUGCUUUAGUCCUCCUCCUAGCUAAGGCUGUCUGUAGUCCACCACGAAGAGCUUCCGUAAGCUGAGGUGAUUUUGCCACAUUGGCAGUGAACAUCGCUCCUCCAUCCUGCGUGAUCUGCAUGAGAAGAGUCACCGUGGGCACGACUACGAAAUUGGGAAGGCAGUACUCAAGGCAGGAUCCCAGAGGGGGUGUAAUACUGAAAUUCCAUGCGAAAAUGAACUGAAAGCUGCAUAGAUCAUAGUGACUUAAACUUUACACCCUUCCUUCUAUCACUUUCUACACCGUCGAUACCAUGGCGGAGCUGGACCCUUCCGCUGCUACGUCAUCGAGCAUAUUCUUUCAGAACAAAUUUCCUCCACCGGACGACACAGUGUUCUUCUCCAUCUUUCCCGACUUUUCUGUACACUCCCCUACUUCCCCUACGAUCAGUUCCGAACUUCAGGCUCUCCACCUCCAGAUCAUCCAGAUCAUAUCUGCUUUCACCUCCAACUACAUAUGGCAACAUGAACCCUUCGAUCUAUGCCUCUCAACUACUUCCCCGCCCCACCUCGGUGGCAAGGUCCGCUUUGGCGAUAACCUUGAAGAUGAAUGGUUUGUGGUAUUCCUCCUGUUCGAAAUUUCUAGAAACUUCAGGAACCUCUCAAUUCGCGUUUGGGACAGCGAUGGUGAGUUCCUACUCAUUGAAACUGCCUUCCACCUCCCUCGGUGGCUCAACCCCGACACCGCCAGUAAUCGCGUUUUUAUCCGGUGUGGUGGCCUUCACAUUAUUCCCAAAUCCAUCUUCCCUGACACCCCAAACAUUCAAGACGCUCUUAGGUUUUUAAUAGAUGGAAAGAAGACCAAAGCCCCAGAGCCCGUGCAACUUCAAUUGGAGAAUAGGUUGAAACAGUACCCCAUGAGAGCAGAGAAGAACAUGCAGAGAGUUAGGGUUAGAGUCCCGUUAUCUGUUGCACAAGUGUUGAAGCAUGAGCCGUGCUUAAUUUCACUAGCUGUGGAGGGGUUUUAUGACAGGGAUAUUGAUACAAUGAAGUUUGCGGCUAAGAUGGAGAGGUUUCUGAUGAAUAGAAGUGGGGAAGAACUGGUGCAGGUGGUUGUGAGGAUGUCGAGGGCAAUGUAUGCCCAAUUGGUACAGCAGACCUUCCAAGCCCCUAAAUGCUACCCGCCAUUGCCUCCUAGAACUGACUUGGGAACAUAUUUGGAGGCUGAGCUGGGGAUGAAGAUUGCAUGUGGAUUUGAGAUGAUGUACCAGUUAAGGAAGAGACAGGGAAUGGAGGGGAAAGGGAGGACAUGGGAGGCUUUCCUAAGCAGUCUGGAAAAGAGUGGGUAUUUUGAAGGGUUGAUGCCAGGGUCCCAGGAGUACAAGAGAUUGAUGCAGAAUGCCGAAGAGUACUACAGGAACAGCUCAUUGCAAGCCAGAACAAGCGAGGUGUUGAGUGUUCCAGUAAGACGCAUAGACGAGAUUCUUGCUCUUCCUCAUUCUGUGGAUGAUUUUAAGAAUCAGCAACUACCACCAUCAGAUGAUGACUCGUGGCUUUAUGGGGGAGAAGAUGAGCUAAAUGCUGUUCUUCAAGAGAGGCAACAGGAGAUGGAAGACUACAAUUCAAAGCAUAAAAAGAAACAAAAUUCAAAAAAAAAUCAGGAUAGUUCAGACAAGCUAGAUGAUUACAAUCUUAGGAACAUCUCAGAAUCCAUGCAAGCUUUUGUCAAGAAGAUGUCAAGCUACAAAGGAGCAAAGGUUCCAAAAAGUAGCCUAAGAGAUGUGGACUUUGACGUGGAUCGGUUUAUGCAAGACAUUGGUUCCUUGGCUAGGCAAUCAGACUCAAAAGACAAUGACAGCGAGUGUGAUACUGAAGAACAAUCAAAUUCUGACAUGGAAUUCGAUGAAUCUGAUGAUAAAAGUGAUGCUGAAGAUAAUGACAUGGAAGGGGAUCCUUUUAUGGAGUCCUAUUCACACACUUUAAAUGAGGAACUGAAAGGCACUUCACUUGGUAAAAGCUUUGCUCGAACAGAUGGAAACCAUCUCAAGAAAGAUGAGGGAAUAUCUGGUGCUAGUGCAGAAGGGAUGGAGGAGGAAGAGUUGAGGCCUGUGGAUGUGGAUUUAAACCUUGUGAUGAACCUUCUUGAUUCAUUUUCUUCUCAGCAAGGACUUCCCGGUCCAGCUUCCAACUUGAUGGGGCUCAUGGGUCUACGAUUCCCAGAGGAUUCGAAGAGUACUACUAAAGACAAGUAAGUUCUGUACUUUAGAGUUCAAUUCGGGAUCAUAAACGCACUACAUCUCUUUGUUUUAAACAAAAAAACACACAGAUUGGUUCAUGCUGGGAAGGAGCAUUGUGCUUUUGGGAUACUUGGUUUGCCCGAUUUGAUAUUUUCACACUUAUUCAGAUGAGGAAUAUGUACACACCAAAAUUUGAAAACAGUAAUUAACAAUGCUGUUCCCUUUCCUCCGAUAGCUAACCCCUGAAAUCUAAACAUCGCUCAGGGUUGGCCUUCUCGCAAUCUUUUUCUUUGUUUUUUUUUCCCGAUUGGUGGAACCAGAAAAAGUUGCAUUAAAUAAAUACUAAAUAA